This is a messenger RNA of Bufo bufo (common toad), 4795 nucleotides long. It is a transcript of the gene ITGA5, whose product is annotated as integrin subunit alpha 5. Lineage: Eukaryota; Metazoa; Chordata; Amphibia; Anura; Bufonidae. Bases 35 to 3148 code for a protein of 1037 amino acids. Gene Ontology annotation, molecular function: integrin binding. Gene Ontology annotation, cellular component: integrin complex; external side of plasma membrane. The record is from RefSeq and is a predicted model, not a curated record. The transcript is spliced from 30 exons. Gene Ontology annotation, biological process: cell-cell adhesion; cell-matrix adhesion; cell adhesion mediated by integrin.
ACUUCACACGGUCCCUUCUCCUGUAACAGCAGCCAUGAGGAGCCUCCAGGAGACGUGCGCCCUGCUGUCAGGCUGCCUGCUCCUCGCCGUCCUCUCCAGUCACGGAUUUAACCUGGAUGUGGAGCAGCCGGCGGUGUACACCGGGGCGGACGGCAGCUUGUUCGGCUACUCGGUGGACUUCUACCUCCCGGAUAACCACAGUGUUAGUAUCCUGAUUGGAGCUCCCAAGGCAAAUACAAUGCAACCACAGGUGGCUGACGGAGGUGCUGUGUAUUAUUGCCCCUGGAAAAGGAAUGUCAAUGACUGUACACCUAUCGAAUUUGACAAAGAAGGCAACCGCAGGCAUACCUUCUACUCUGCCGAUGGGAAUUCAACUCGUCAAGAACAGGUGGAAUAUAAAUCUGGACAAUGGUUCGGAGCAACUGUCCGCUCGCAUGACAAAUUUAUUCUGGCUUGUGCUCCUAGAUACAGCUGGAGAACACUAAAAGACGAAGUAUAUAGUGACAUGGUGGGAACAUGCUAUUUGUCUUUUGACAAUUUUACCAAUUUUGUGGAGUAUUCGCCUUGUCGUACAGAUCAUGUGUCUGAAGAAGGCCAGGGAUACUGCCAAGGUGGCUUUGCUGCUGAGUUUACAAAGAAUGGAAAAAUACUACUGGGUGGACCUGGAAGCUAUUACUGGCAAGGUCAGGUCUUCACUGCUACUCCAGGUGACAUUCAGAAAGACUUCUACGCUGAAUACUUUGUGCUAGAAAUCAAAGGACAAAUGCAGACCCGUCAGGUUUAUCAAACCUACGACGACAGUUACAUGGGUUAUUCUGUAGCAGUCGGAGAGUUCAGUGGAGAUAAUACUGAAGAUUAUGUGGCUGCAGUUCCCAAAGGAAAUGAUACUUAUGGAUAUGUUACCAUCCUGAAUGGAACUGAUUUAAAAUCACUUUAUAACUUCUCAGGAGAACAGAUGGCCACAUACUUUGGUUAUUCACUGGCUGCUGCCGAUUUCAACGGUGAUGGCCUGGAUGACCUUCUUAUUGGCGCACCAUUAUUCAUGGAGAAGACACAUGAUGGAAGAACUCAGGAAGUGGGCCGUGUCUAUGUCUAUCUGCAGGGUUAUAAUAUGUCUCGCAUCCCGUCCCUGGUCCUCACUGGGCAGCAGGAGUAUGGUCGGUUUGGUAGUUCCAUUGCCGUUUUAGGAGAUUUAGACCAAGACGGCUUCAAUGAUAUUGCAAUUGGUGCUCCCUUUGAUGGUGAAGAUAAAAAAGGAAUGGUGUUCAUCUUUAAUGGUAAUUCAAAGGGACUGAAUCCUAAACCAUCUCAAGUACUGGAAGGAUUGUGGGGCUCUUCUCUGACCCCUUCUUUCUUUGGGUUCUCCAUCAGAGGAGGAAAAGAUCUUGAUGGCAAUGGCUACCCAGACCUUAUAGUGGGUGCCUUUGGCGCUGAUAAAGUCUUGGUUUAUCGGGGACGUCCUAUUGUUCAUGCUAGUGCAUCUUUGUCCAUCUCAUCAGCAAUGAUUAACCCAGAAGAGAAGACCUGUGUAAUGGAGGGCACGGAUAUCCCUGUAUCUUGUGUAAACCUUAGUUUCUGUCUGAACGCUUCAGGAAAGCAUGUACCGAAUACGAUCGGGAUUAAUGUCGAGCUGCAGCUGGACUCUAUGAAGCAGAAAGGGGCCGUGAAAAGAAUGCUGUUCCUGAAAUCCGGCCUUCCCCACCUAACUCAAAGCGUACUUUUGCAUAACGGAGGCCAGGAACAAUGCAGUGAAAUGAAAAUUUACCUUAAGAACGAGUCUGAGUUUCGGGACAAGCUUUCUCCAAUUUUCAUCUCUCUGAACUUCUCCUUGGAUGCACAGGCUCCGACUGAUGCCCAUGGGCUGUUGCCAAUUUUUAAUUACCGGACUAAGAACCACAUAGAGCAGAAGGCGCAAAUUCAGCUGGACUGUGAUAAUAAUAUCUGCGUCCCUGACUUGAAACUGAAUGUGACCAGUGAUCGAAAAUCUGUGUAUCUCGGUGACGACAACUCAUUAGUGCUGCUAUUUAAUGCUGUAAAUGAUGGAGAAGGUGGUGCUUACGAGGCUGAACUCUAUGUCCUCUUGCCCCCAGAGGCAGAAUACAGUGGCAUUCUGAGAAACGAAAACCCCUCUGUUGUGAAUUGUCGCUAUGAGCUGCAGGAUGAAACCCGUUUUGCCAUAUGUGACCUUGGGAACCCUAUGAAACCUAUGACUAGUCUGUGGGGAGGCUUGAGGUUCACUGUGCCACAUCUUCGAGACACCAGUCAGAAAGUACAGUUUGACUGUCAGAUCCGCAGUAAAAAUGCAAAUAACUCUCAAAGUGAACUUGUGAAACUAACCAUCAAUGUAGAGGCGAAAACAUCUGUAUCGUUCUUCGGGGUUUCAAAACCGGACAUUGUAAUCUUUCCACUUGCAAACUGGAAGCCAAACAAACUGGUCACUCAAGUGGAAGACGCAGGUCCAGAGGUUAAUCACGUGUAUGAGCUGGCAAAUCUAGGGCCAAGCUCCAUCAGUCAUGGCGUCUUAACACUCAGCUGCCCGAUAGUCCAUAACCGAGAACAAGCGAUGUAUGUCAUGAACUAUUCUGUGCAUGGCUUGGUGAACUGUACCACAAGUCAGCCCAUCAACCCACUUAAAUUGCAGUAUUCCUCAAAUCCAACUGGUCAUCAUGUAGAACGGCGGGACACAUCCCGGGUUUCUGCUGGAGGAUCACAUCUUUUAAAAUGUACCCCUCACCAUUCAGACUGUUUACACCUUCGCUGUGAUGUCGGUCCACUGGAGAAGCAGCGACGAGCCAUACUUAAGGUUCACUUCCGAGUCUGGGCCAAGACCUUCAUACAGAAUGAGAACCAAGGCUUUGCGCUGCAGUGCGAUGCAGCAUAUCAAAUUCAUCGGCUGCCUUACAAAAUUCUACCUGAAUCAUAUCCUCAGGGAACACACCAGGUUAAUACAACCAUUCACUGGCUGAAACCAGAGAGUAGUUAUGGAGUUCCUCUGUGGAUCAUAAUAUUGGCCAUCUUAAUUGGUCUGCUGCUGCUUGCCUUACUUAUAUAUGUUUUGUAUAAGCUUGGGUUCUUCAAACGCUCCUUGCCCUAUGGAACCGCUAUGGAAAAAGCUGAACUUAAACCUCAGGCUGCCUCAGAGGCCUAGACUAAGCCUAUAGCCUCAUCCCUUGCACUGCCAAAAAAUCUUCGAAAGGGAAGGUGGAAGAACAAUCAUGGCUUUACUUUGAAGUUGACACUACAUUGGGAGGGAGGGAGACAAACACGGCCUAUUGAUUUCACAACUUCUGGUUGUUCUGAAAGGACCUGUUACUACAGGGACAAUAUGACCGAACCACUCAGGCUUCUACUGAAGGCGAACUAUUUAAGGUCAAUGGUGAGGACGUUUUUUUUCUAUUUAAGAUGAAACCAAAACGAUGGCUUCCCCCUUCAGCCCGUCCAAAACAAGAAUGUAGGUGGAAAACAUGCUGGUCCAUAUUGACCUUAACCACUGUUUUGGUGCUGGUUGUCACCUGACCAAUUUUUGGUUCACUUAUGAAGUUGCCUUUGGACAUUGUCACAAGCUGCCUCCCUCAGCAUUAAGUAUUACUUCUCUUCUCUGCUCAUAAGACUCUGAUUUCCAGAGAAAACUGAUUGUAUAAGCAAUGAUGGAAACCAAGGAACCAUUUCUUAAUUGGAUGGAAAAUAGUUUUAAUUGAUUGUUGAGCUGAAAAUUGUUUCUUAAAGGAAAGUUAACUUAUUGAGCGUUUAGCACAUGUGUGCUUUUAUGUGGAAUAUAUAGGAAAACAACGGGGAGAUUCUUCCUGUCACAUAGGCACAUUGAGGAUUACAUGAUGUGUACCCCAAAAUCUGACAGUCUAUGGGAGUGGUGAAUGCAAGUGUGACUAUAUUUUGCAAUUGUGUGCUAUAUAGCUAGUUUUCUACUAAAUGAUGAUGGAUUAAGGCCACAAUCUCAAGGUUCAUAAGCAACAUCUCUACACAAUUACUGGUGCAUAUACAGUUAGUGUUCCAUCAGAAAUAUCUUGUUAAAUGAAUGACAUGCCCAUAAGACUGGGACAUUGCAUUCUGUCUGUCUGUAUUUACAAGGUGACCCUUCUCUGAUGGUGUUGAAGAAUCUCGUUUAUUGGUUGGGAAUGCUCAGUAAAUACAUGUAAGCUGUAUAGCUACGAGACUGAAGGAGUUUGAAGAACCAGUAACUACAACUUUGGGCUGAUGUAAGUGAGGUAAAGAUUUGGUUAGAGGACCAUGCAGUCAGUAUUUAAUACUAAAAAUAUAUUUUGUGUUAAGACUCCCAAAGAAUUGAGAUGAAUAUCCGAAGAUUUCUUACCAAAAAUACAAGUGCCUUCUAAGUAUAUUGCAGCAGGUUCUCCAUAUACCUGACUGAGCACUGAUCCUGCUAUCUUUUGUAAAAGACUCAUGACCACUGCAUUGCUCAAGAACAGUCAGUUGUGCAUCCUGGUGCUUUUUCUGUGUUGCUUGGUUUCUAUACCAUGUAGUGUUAAACACAUGGACACAAGGGCUUUGCCGCUAUUUAAAAGAUGUUGCAAGUGCAAUAAAUGUGUGUUUAGCUAUUUUAUUAAAUAUUUUUUUACUAUGUAAUGCAUAUGAAGUGGAAUAUGGGGUUGGCUAUUCUGAGUAUGUAAUGAUUGAUUUAGGUUUUUUUUAACCUCCGAACCACUUUUGUGGCAGAAUUUGCACAUUACCUGUGAUGACAAAUCUGGGUGUUUUUUUUGUUUUGUUUUUAUUAGCGAUUUUUGAGGCACUGGAGGAGCUGGGUUUGCCACUGGCAGCUGGC